AUGUCCACUCCAGUAAACAACUCUUUGACCGGACCCUCAAGGACUCCACUGGCCAGAUCAUGGCCAUCAUCAGCGCUGCCCGGCAGAUUCCCCCGGGGUCCCAGCCAUGCAGCUCUGGGGAAAGCAGGUGCUACACUUGUGCCAAGAUCUAUGGGUCCGGGGAUGGUCCCCAUUCCCGGACUCGUCAUUUCUUGCAUCAAGGAGCUCCAGCACAUCCGGAACAUGGUUCCCAAGGUCUGGCCAUCCUGGCACGCGAUCGGGUAUGACGAUCCCCGCGUUCUGAGGCACGUCUGGUACCCCAAGGUCCCAUUCCUGUCAACCUUCCUUCCCCAGCCAUUCCUCUGCCUAGGCAAUGUCGCCGGCCCUUCCACCCUCCCCACCACCGAGUCCCGUGACAAGGGCAAAGGUAAGGCCAGCACUCCUCCCAACCCCCCGAAGUCGGCGAUGAAGACUCACAAGCGUACGCGGUCAUCUCGCGUUGUGAAGUCCAAGCCCAUCGUGGAGUCGGAAGAUGAAGAACCGACUAUCAAGCCCUUGUUUUCGCGUGGAGUGCCGGAGGGUCCUUGUUCCCCUGUACUCCACAAUUCUCGCAAGGGCGCCCACUUCCCCUCGAUCCCCCAGGGCUCCGACGAAAAAAACUGUUUGGCCCUGCCACUGCGAUUGCCGGCAGUCACCAGGCAGUCCGUCAAGCCCUCCCAGCCAACUCCCGAACCCCCUGCGCAGGCACCCCCAGCUGGGGAUGGAGGUGACAUCCUGAUUCCCGGGACCAAACAACCCGUGCCACGCAUGCACAAAGCAAGACUGGCCUUGCGCAACUCGGUACACCAAGAAGACCGGGGCUCCCGGGUACAUCGUGCGUCUACUGCACCACAAAAGAAGAUCAAAUGCACCCCUGCUCCAGGACGCCAUCCAGGGCUCCCUCCAAGGCUCCCACCAAGACUCCCACCAAUGCCCCCCCCCACGUCCCAACCCCCUGCCCCCUCCAAAGUGCCCCCUGCCUCCCAAUCCAAGGCACGCACUCGCAGUCAGUCUCGUGGCCCGUCCGGAACUUCCAGUGUCACUGCUGUGACAGCCCCCAAGACCCAGACACGUGGUCGCAGCAAGACCAUCACUGCUGUCAAGGCACCUGCACCUGCACCUGCACCUGCACCAGCUCCGCUUCCGGCGCCCAGGUCGGCAGUCCCGGCUGCACCACGUGGCCCGGCAGUCCCUGCUGCAGCACUUGAUGUGCCCAUGCCGGAUCUCCAUGCCAUGUCCAUUGCGAUUCGUGAUGGAGCAGCUCGAAUCGCUCUUCUGGAGGCUCGUGUGGCACAGCAGGAUGGUAAGAUUGACACCCUGCAACGCCUUCAUGAAGGCCUUAGGCGCGAAAUCAUCGACCGGCACCCCUCAUUCCCACUGCCCGAUCUUCCUGCCAAUGCAUCAUCCUUGUUGCUCAAUCAAUCCGGCCCCCCCACCAUAUCAACCACCGCAUCUGUACUCCCGCCCCUCAUUGAUCUCAUCAUGGAUGACGUUCCUCCCACAACCACAACCCCAAUACUCCCGGAUGCCUCUGCCAUUGAUGGCAUCCUGUUUGAAUACAACCAGGUCGUUCAUUCAGAGGAUCCAGAUGCUUCCGGCGAUGCUCAUCCAGAGGAUCCAGAUGCGUCCGGCUCCAUUGUGGACCCAGGUGAUCCAAGCAACCUUGUCCCAGAAUAUGACUCUUCUGAUGACAUGGAUGUUGAGGUGGAGGUGAAGGUUGAAGAGCCUUCUGAGGAGGUUGACAUGGCUACAUAA
This is a messenger RNA of Suillus clintonianus, 1773 nucleotides long. RefSeq lists its product as uncharacterized. Lineage: Eukaryota; Fungi; Basidiomycota; Agaricomycetes; Boletales; Suillaceae. Bases 1 to 1773 code for a protein of 590 amino acids. The record is from RefSeq and is a predicted model, not a curated record. The transcript has 9 exons.